UUAUAUUUUACUAGAAUCAGAGACCCCCAAAGUAUCUUUUGAUCAUUUGAAAUACAUAACAAUGGCAGCAACAGAAAAAGAUGAUGUAAAACUUCAUAUGUUGGCUGAAGAUCAACAGGACAAUAAACACACUUUAUAACUGGACAAAUUAGACUAAUUAUAAAACAUGGACAGUGGUACUGACCGACUCGUUGAGAGGCCUCCGUCAAGUCGGUUCUCCUACGCUCAGAUGUCACGAUUUCCAGAUUAUGUUGAAUCGUACAAUCCUACUCUCUCAGAUAUAAAUUUAGAUGAAACAGCACCAAAUGGUUUUGAAGAUGAGGUUAAACCAACAGCAGUCACAGAAGUCAAAGCUUCAGGAGGCAAUGCUGAUGUACAGGAUAAAAGUGCACAGGGAAAAAAAGAGAAAGGGGAACAGGGCAGAAAUAUGUACUUCAAGGAUGGAAAAAGAAGGAUAGAUUAUGUCUUGGCUUGGGAAUUAGAUGACGAUGAUGAUAAACAUAAGAAUAGAAACAUCAAGGCUAGGGAAAUAUUUGAGAAAAAUCUGAGAGAGGAAGGUCUUCAGUUAGAAGAAGAUCUGACUGUUUCUAAAGAUGAAGAAGCAGAUUUUAUGAAAGUCCAUGCUCCUUAUGAGGUCCUAACAAGAUAUGCUGAGAUUCUAAAACUGAAAAUGCCUGUUAAGAAGUCUUUCAAGAAUAUGCAGUCAUAUCAGAACUUGGUACUCGACAAAAUACAGAUGAAGUAUUCACAGUUGGAGACAAUAUUUGGUCCUUCUACGUAUUGGAGUAUAAAUCCAAUGAAAUCAGUGUCCACCAAGUUAUGGACUAAAGUAACAGGUAUAGCUAAGAGAAUUUAUACACCAUUCCAACUGAAUGAAGACCAGGUACCACAUAUCAAAAGGAGGUUUACAUUAGUGUACAGCAGAGACAAGGAAUAUUUGUUUGACAUACCAGAAGAUAGAGACACCUUCUUUGAUAAUGCUACAAGAAGUCGUAUCGUAAAUUUUAUUCUGAGGAGAAAAUCAUUCAGUACUGAUAAGAAUGAUGCUUAUUCUUUUGGCAUCAACAAGAUGAUAAACGACAAUAUUUACACAGCAGCUUAUUCAUUACACGAGGGUCAUUGGAAGCCAGGCUCAGCAUCCAAUGAAAGAAAAUUGCUGUUUGACCACUGGGGAAACUGGAGGAAUAUGUUUAAAGUUCAGCCAUUGGAACAUGUGAGGAAUUACUUUGGAGCUAAGAUAGGAAUAUACUUUACUUGGUUAGGAUUCUACACAAUGAUGUUGAUACCAGCCUCUAUUGUUGGUUUGGUGGUAUUCAUAUAUGGAAUAGCAGUGGCACCAGACAGCUACCCAGCGAAGGAGAUUUGUGAUCCCAAAAAUAACUUCACGAUGUGUCCAUUAUGUGAUUUUCAAUGUCCAUAUUGGAACCUGUAUGAGUCAUGUUCUAAUGCCAUAGCUAGUCGGAUGUUUGACAAUGGUGGAACAGUCUUCUUUGCUAUAUUUAUGUCAUUCUGGGGUACAUUAUUCUUGGAAUUUUGGAAGAGAAGGCAGGCUUCCAUGCAGUAUAAAUGGGACUUGUUGGACUAUGUUAGAGAAGAGCAACCACCUAGACCUGAAUACUUGGCAAGACUUGAAAACUGUACUCAUUACAGAAUGCAUCCUAUUACUGGGUUAAAAGAACCUCAUCUACCAUUCUGGACAAAGAGAGUACCAAUUUUCUUGAUGUCUUAUUCAAUCAUGUUUUUUCUGGGUUUUCUAGCCAUAGCUGCUGUAUUUGGUGUGAUCGCUUAUCGUGUAUCAGUGUUGGCUGCUCUGCAAGUUUUAACAAAAGACAGACCAACGUCAACAAAUUCUACAUUGGUUGCCACGACAACAGCGACAAUCUAUGAGAAUGCCAGUCUGGUGACAACUGUUACUGCUGCUUGUAUCAAUCUGUUGAUAAUCAUUAUUCUUAACAUGAUCUAUAGUCGUCUUGCUUUCUGGUUAACAGACUUGGAAUGUUUGAGGACACAGAAGGAAUAUGACGACAGUAUCACAUUGAAAUUAUUUGCCUUACAGUUUGUCAACUACUACUCUUCCAUUAUAUACAUAGCUUUCUUCAAAGGAAGAAUUAUUGGAAGGCCUGGAAAAUACACCACUAUGUUUGGGGCCAGACAGGAAGAAUGUGCAGCAGGAGGAUGCUUGAUAGAACUGUGUAUACAGCUUGCCAUUAUCAUGACAGGAAAACAGUUAUUUGUUAAUAACUUUACAGAACUUGUUCUACCAAAACUGAUAAAGAUGAUAAAGAGAUGUCUCUCCAAGGAAACAAAGGCAGACAAAGCUUCUAGAGCAUCCUAUGAGAAAGAUUACAAGUUAGAGGCUGCUCAGACAACCUCAUUGUUUUAUGAAUAUUUAGAAAUGGUGCUACAGUUUGGCUUUUUGACAAUUUUUGUGGCAGCUUUCCCACUGGGGCCUCUCUUUUCUCUCAUAAACAACAUUAUAGAGAUCAGAAUGGACUCAUCCAAAAUGAUAACACAUCUGAGAAGACCACUUGCUGAUAGAAGUCCUGAUAUAGGCAUCUGGUACAGUGUAUUGUAUGGAAUCUCAAGAAUAGCUAUAAUCUCUAAUGCCUUUAUAAUUGCUCUGACAUCAGAUUAUAUACCUAGAAUGGUAUACCUGAAUUCUUACAGUAAAGAUGAUAGCCUGAAGGGAUAUCUCAAUCAUACGAUGUCAUAUUUCAACACAUCUGAUUUUGAGGGAGAUCAUAGGCCUACAUAUGCUGGAAGUGAAAACAUACAGAUUUGCAGAUAUCGAGAUUUUAGAAACCCACCAUGGUCGGAGAAUGCCUAUGAAUUUUCACAAUUAUACUGGCAUAUACUGGCUGCUAGAUUUGUAUUUGUUGUAGUAUUUCAGAACGUAAUUGUUUUCAUCACUGGUUUGAUUGCUUGGUUAAUCCCAGAUGUCCCUGCACAGUUGAAAGUUCAAAUCAGAAGAGAGGCUUAUAUUAGCAAUGAGAUUAUUAUAAAGACAGAAUUACUCCGUGCUCAAGGAAAGUCUCCAGAGGAAGGAGAAGCAGCCAUUGAAGCAAUAUCUGAUGUUGGACCUCAGUAUCAGCUUGAUGAUACAGGAAGUGCAAAAUUAAUGUUAAGGAAGUCACCUGGGAACUCUCCUGAAAGGGAGGAAGAAAAUGUUGUAUAGUUAUUUACAAGAUUUGUUUCUGAAACUUUUUCCAAAACCGAAUCUUGAAAAUAGCUCACAAAAGAUCUGGAUUGUUGCAUCUUGAACCCAUAUAUUUUACUAAUGAGAUUACCUGAUAAAUAGUUGCAAAUGUUUGAUAAAUAUGAUAGAAAGAGUUAUAUUUUAGUACUAAACGUCUUUAAAGAUCUACUAUAUGAACAGAGUAGAGGUUCCUAAUUUUUCUUCUUCUUAUUAGUGAAAAAAGCUAGGCUUUUUGUAAUAUUUUGUUAUUUCUAUUUUUGUCAUGAAUAAUGAAAUACAAGGGCACAUAUCUGUUGAAUUUUUCAUUUUAUAAUAGCUUGUGAUGUUGCAUUUUUCUUUCUUUCCAUUCCUAGUUUUUGUGAUAAAUUCUGAUUGUUUUGAUAAUUCAUAUAUAAAAAAAUGUACUUGUUUCUUGAAGUAUAGGUGCUUUCAGCUACCCAGAAUUCUUAGCCAUUAUGCUGAAUUUUUAAGUGAGCAUUCAUGUGCUUUGUAUAGAUUAUGUAGUAAUUUUUUGGCAAAAUAUAAAUAUCUUGCCUUCAGUAUAAUUGUUUUGGUACACUCAGGGUCACAAAAAAUGUUUGUUUGUUGUAGACUUGGGUUCUUAUUAACACCAUAUAAUCUGAUUGACAAGAAUAUUUUAAAUAUCUUUUUGAAAAAUGUUGAUAUUCAGAUUACUUUGGAAAGAUAAAGAUUGAGUCAGUUAAGGACUAUUCUAUUAAAGUGAAUGGGGAGGGAAGGAAGGGAAAAUGGGUCAUGGAUCAUUUGUUGUUUACAAAAUUGCUCAAUUCAAGUAUGUUGGUUAUAAGGGGAUUCAUUAAGUUUCUUUCUACCCUCAAUUUUAAUGGAAUAGACAUUAGUGUCAUAUUGGAUCUCCAAAGUUUCACCUGAGCAGUUUAGAUUUCUUCAUCUAACAUACUUUUUGAUAUCUUGGUACAGAAAAUGUACCACAAUUGAAAUGGGCAUUACAUAUGUGCUUUGUCGUUUUUGUGUUUCUCAGCCUUGUUAUGGUGCUGUUGGAGUUUCAUGAUGGAAAACAAACAGUUCUUUCACAUUUCUUAUGUUAUAAUAAGUAAUUCUUUGGUUUAAAAAUCUUGACAACAAGAGGGUCAACAGAAAUUAUGCAAUUAAAAUAGAUUUGACCACCAAAUUGGUUUAGACAUGCAUGGUGAACAUUGUAUAGUGACUUGUGAUCAUUUGUGGGGCAUUGAUAAGAGAGUCAACCAAAUGAAAAGGUUAUUAUUGAGACUUUUGGAGUAUAACCCUCCUUUGUAAGGAUUAUUUUUUCCUGAAUUUAAGGUUGACAUCAUGAUAAAGGUUGAACGUUUAAUUUGAACAAAUUGAAUAGAUUUAAAGGUUGUAUAAGUGGAAAUGUUGCCAGAUUUUUGUUCUUGUUUUUAUAGAGUAUUUAUUUCUAUUUAUAUAUAUUUUUUUAAGAUAUGAUUAUUUAUAGUGUAGGUUUCUCCAGGGACUUUCUCUACUAUGUACUUAAAGUAUAGAAAGUCCCUGGUUCCUUUAUUAAUAUUUUAGAUUAAAUAGUCUACAUGAAAAAAAGUGACCUAGAAAUUGGGCUAUCAUAAUUUUGGUGAACUUUUAUAGCUUGUGAAAAAUGUUACUGCCCUGACAACAUUAUUGGUCUGGGCCUUAGGGAUUGAGGCGCAUCCUGAAGGCUGUUAAUACCUGUAAAUAUGCAAUUUCCAAGGCAAGUCAUUAAAAUUUGAUACAGCAAAGGUUGUCAUUUUAUCAAAUGUAUAAUAUAAGCAUAAAUACUCUUUCCAAAGUGUUUUUAAGGUAAAAAAGACACUCCUACUCAAACUAUGUUGAAUCUGAAUUAGUUCAUGAUUUUAUGUGUUAGUUGAAAAUAGCUUUAGUAAUUAUAUAAGUAGUAUUUGUUUAUAAGUUAAGUACCAUUUUGUAUUUCUCUUAUUUAUUUUUAGGAACAAAUUUGUCUAUGUCUUUUUGUCAGUAGUAGAGAAACUCUAUUUGCUAUUUUGCAUUUAGUUUAGAUACUGACCAUUUUCAUUGCAAUUGAAAAUAGGUAGCCUCUAGAAUGGAUAAUUUUAACAAUGAGAAAAAAUACAUAAAAUUAGUGCAUUAUUUUGUUGUUGCUGAAAUUGAUUGAGUUUUAUGUAUGUUACUCUUUAUAGAAUUAUUCGUAAGUAUGCAAUGCAUUUUUUUGUCUUGCCUCUUUUUACUUCAUAUUUUAUAUGUAUAGUUAAAUCUGCUUUUUCAACACUUCUUUAAGAAGGUGUAAUUAAAAUAUUAUAUACUCAACACCCUACCUUAGUUUGUUAAAUGUAUUUUUAUUCUUUAUUUAAGGCCAACCCUAUCACAAAAUGGGUUUUCAUUUAUGACAAAGUUGACCUCUUACUAAUACAAGAUUAAUCAUGGUCUAUGAUAUUUCGAAGUACUGUUUAUUUGUUGUACAUAUUUGAUUUUUUUUUUAGCUUAAAUGCAUAAAUGCACCAAUUUUUAACUUUUGAAAUUCUUUAUUCUUGACAUACAUUGAAUUAUUGUCUUGGAGACCCACACUCAUUGUCUGUUCAUAACACAUGUCAUGUAUUUCUGUUUCCAGGCAAAGGGCUAUUAGGUAUUAGACAGUCAUUGAGUAUGCUGGAUUAUUUCCCCUUGGUACAAAACAGCAUUUAUAAAAUACCAUAUUUUUUCUAGUUUAUAUAUAUCCAUUCAUAUUUUUUUUUCUCAAAAUAUUUAUGUGAAUUUAGCCGUACUUUUUUUUAUGUUUUUGAGUCUAUUCAGUUCAAUUCUUUUGUAGAUCUUACUAUGGAUUAUUUUAAACUUAAUUGUUGUAAGAAAUUGGGUAGCACAUGUCAAGUUUCUGUUGUAAAACAAGAAACAAAAGUCACCCUAAUGCUUGAACAUUCUAUAACAUAUUGGAUGAAAUGAUAUGUCAAAUGAUUUUUACAUGUGAUCAUGAAGAUACUCAUAUUUCUACUCAUAGGAUGAAGUGUUCAAACAGGUGUAGAUGUUAACAAAUGUCACUAGGCCUUCAUAUCUCAUUUUACAUAGGCAUUUAACAUAUUAUUGAAAGGACCUCUUAUAGGUAGGAAUGUAAUGCAUUUGUCAUACUAAUAUUGGAGAGCUAAAUCAUCAAGACAAUGACUUUUGUCAGUUUUGAGAUAUGAAUAUAAUAAAAUUUUCCUAUGGAAAGGAAAUUUUGUGUUGAUUUUUACAUCAGAAAUUAUUGAUUUAUCAUGACAUUUUAUUCAUGUUUUUGUAUAUUUUGUUUUGUAAACAAUCUAAACAUUGCAGAUUAACCACUUAUGACAAAUUGAAUUUACAGGUGUGUAGAUAUGAACAAAACUAUUGUGUAUUUGAAAUAUACAUUUUAUCGAAUGGUCUUUUCUAAAUUUUAGAUUUUGUAGAUGCUGUAUUUAUUUUUUACAUUUCAAAGGUUGAAAAUUUAUCUUUUUAUUUAAUAAUGUAUACUUGUAAAUUUUUAAAGUUUAAUAGUUUUUAUAAUUGUAGUGAACAUAAUUUCUUAUUAUACCUUAAAUGUGUUAACAAUUUUUUUGUAACUGGUCAACUCUUUUUUAAAUUUCAUCAAGGAGUUGUUUUUAAACAAAAUUGUCAAACAUUUAAAAAGAGAUUUAAUAUGUGGAACUAGGAUAAGUUUUAUUUGAGAUCACCUGGAGGCAGUUUUUUCAUCUGGGAAAUAUUACUUUUGACCAAGAACAACAGUAUAGCUCUAUAUACAAUUAAACUGACCAGUUGUACAAAUAUUGGUUAAUACAUAUACUUGUUUGGUUUUAACAAAUCUGAUUAUUUGAUAAUAGUUUACACCAUUAAAACCAUAUAUAUUUUAAUGUGCAAUAUCCUUUGUAGGACCAAAUUAAAUGUAUAUCUGUUAACAAAUCUUUAUAUAUUUUUAUUUCUCAUAUCUGAUCACCAUUAUAAGUGCCUAUAUUAAGGUGUUGUGAUGCUGGAUAAUCUUGUCAAUGGUGAACUAUGCAUGAUAUUUUUCAGUUAUUUUGUUAAGUGUGAAAUUGGCGUGGUUUUUCUCAGUAUCUUAAGCUUAUGACUGAUAAAAUGGUCUUUUCAGACUGCUGCAGAACUUUAAUAAGAAGUUUUUUUAAGAUCAAAAUUGUUCAGGCAGGGUUUGUAAAAAAAUAAUGUGUUUAAGUAAAAUAUCAAAAAUACCCAAAAUCUGAGUCAAUAACUAUCCUAUGAGUAAAUAUUUCCAUGUGGCAUUUUUAAACAAUAUACCAUCAAUGUCAACCAAACAUACUUUUUUGUUUUGGCCCACUGGUUUCGUUUUGUUUUGAAUUUUGCACAUCUCUUUACAGAUAUCUCAAGUUGCUGUGAAAAUGUAAAUUUCAUGUAAAUUUUUAAUGGAUAUUUUUACUAAAACUUACCAUGCAUAUUUUUAUCGUAAAUGUACAUAUAUCAGAAAACUUCUUACAAUACCCUUAGUGUGAAAAUAUCUGAACUAUGAUUGUUAAAACUAAUAAGUUGGCAUUACCACACAAUUACGUUUUUUUGUCUGAUAUUUUUUUAUAAAUGCCAUACAUUUUUUCAAAUUUUCACAUUUUUACCUACUCAAAUUUUGACACCAUACAUUUAUUACUCAUGUCUGGUAUUUCAAGCUGUAUUGAUAUUUAUAGUUAUGUAUUUAUGAAACUGCAUUUUACCCUGCAAAUAAAAAAGAUACCUCAUUCUA
Mytilus trossulus (common blue mussel) is the source of this 7871-nucleotide messenger RNA. Its product is annotated as anoctamin-1-like. Gene Ontology annotation, biological process: chloride transmembrane transport. The transcript is spliced from 29 exons. Gene Ontology annotation, molecular function: protein dimerization activity; chloride channel activity. NCBI's taxonomy places the organism in Eukaryota, Metazoa, Mollusca, Bivalvia, Mytilida, Mytilidae. Bases 167 to 3175 code for a protein of 1002 amino acids. Gene Ontology annotation, cellular component: plasma membrane. The record is from RefSeq and is a predicted model, not a curated record.